Molecule: messenger RNA, 2109 nt
Organism: Nicotiana tabacum (common tobacco)
Lineage: Eukaryota; Viridiplantae; Streptophyta; Magnoliopsida; Solanales; Solanaceae
Product: pyrophosphate--fructose 6-phosphate 1-phosphotransferase subunit beta
Biological process (GO): glycolytic process; fructose 6-phosphate metabolic process; photosynthesis
Cellular component (GO): cytosol
Molecular function (GO): 6-phosphofructokinase activity; ATP binding; diphosphate-fructose-6-phosphate 1-phosphotransferase activity
Source: RefSeq, a predicted model, not a curated record
GAAGCUCCGAAAGAUCUGAUAUUUGCCUCUCAACUUCACUACUACUCACUCCCUAACCCCAACAACAACAACUCUUCUUUUUUCCGGCGAAAUCAAUGGCCGCCGCUACUAUUUCUUUGCUUUCCAACGGCGAUUUAGCUUCUUCUGUCAAGUCACCGGAAACCGGUCGUUAUCCUUCCGUUUACAGUGAAGUUCAAAACAGCCGUUUAGAUCACCCUCUUCCUCUUCCUUCUGUCCUCGGUAGCCCUUUCAAAGUCGUUGAUGGGCCUCCUUCUUCUGCCGCCGGUCACCCAGAGGAGAUUGGAAAGCUUUUUCCUUCCCUAUUCGGACAACCAUCUGCAUCAUUGGUGCCCGAAGAUUCUGGGGAUGUUGCAAUGAAUCAGAGUUUGAAAAUUGGGGUGGUGUUAUCUGGAGGCCAAGCUCCCGGAGGACAUAAUGUCAUUUCUGGAAUAUUUGAUUUCUUGCAGACUCAUUGCAAGGGAAGCACAUUAUAUGGAUUCAGGGGUGGACCAGCUGGGAUCAUGAAGUGCAAGUAUGUGGUGUUGACCCCUGAAUAUAUUUACCCAUACAGAAAUCAGGGUGGAUUUGAUAUGAUCUGCAGUGGCAGGGACAAGAUUGAGACUCCAGAGCAGUUUAAGCAAGCUGAAGAAACAGCAAAGAAGCUCGAUUUAGAUGGACUUGUCGUAAUUGGUGGAGAUGACUCCAAUACAAAUGCUUGUCUUCUCGCUGAAAACUUCAGAAGUAAAAAUUUGAAAACUCGGGUUAUUGGAUGCCCAAAAACCAUAGACGGUGACUUGAAAUCCAAAGAGGUUCCCACAAGUUUUGGCUUUGAUACGGCAUGCAAGAUAUAUGCCGAAAUGAUUGGAAAUGUCAUGAUAGAUGCUCGAUCAACAGGAAAAUACUAUCAUUUUGUGCGGCUCAUGGGGCGUGCUGCUUCACACAUUACUCUAGAGUGUGCUUUGCAAACUCAUCCAAACAUUACUUUGAUUGGAGAAGAGGUAUUUGCAAAGAAACUGACUCUUAAGAAUGUUACGGACUAUAUUGCUGAUGUGAUCUGCAAGCGUGCAGAGUCAGGUUACAAUUAUGGAGUGAUCCUCAUUCCCGAAGGACUUAUAGAUUUCAUUCCUGAGGUUCAGCAACUCAUUGCGGAACUAAACGAAAUAUUGGCUCAUGAUGUCGUGGAUGAAGCUGGUGUUUGGAAAAAGAAGCUUACUCCUCAGUGUCUUGAGCUCUUUGAGUUGCUGCCCCUAGCUAUUCAGGAACAACUGCUGCUUGAGAGAGAUCCACACGGAAAUGUCCAGGUAGCUAAAAUUGAAACUGAGAAAAUGCUUAUUCAAAUGGUUGAAACUGAAUUGGGUCAGAGGAAGCAGAAGGGUGCAUAUAAUGCUCAAUUUAAAGGACAAUCCCACUUUUUCGGUUAUGAAGGAAGGUGUGGCUUGCCAUCCAAUUUUGAUUCCACAUACUGUUACGCGUUGGGAUACGGUGCAGGAACACUGCUGCAAAGUGGGAAGACGGGGUUGAUAUCAUCGGUUGGAAACUUGGCUGCUCCAGUUGAAGAAUGGACCGUUGGUGGAACAGCACUCACUUCAUUGAUGGACGUAGAGAGGAGACACGGCAAGUUCAAACCGGUGAUCAAGAAGGCUAUGGUGGAGCUUGAAGGUGCUCCAUUUAAGAAAUUUGCUUCAAAGCGGGAAGAGUGGGCUCUUAACAACCGAUACAUUAACCCAGGUCCCAUUCAAUUCGUUGGUCCAGUGGCUAAUAAACUAAACCACACUUUACUUCUGGAGUUGGGAGUAGAUGCUUAAGAGAAGAGAUAUGAAUCAUUGUGAAUUCUAGUUCUUGUACUGUGGGUUUUUUUACAUAAGCAAUUAGCACUUAUGUUUAAGUUUUAUUGGCGGAUUAUCAUUUAUCUUUGUACUAGGCAGGUUGAGUUGAGAAAGAAUUGGUAGCUUGCACUUAUUGUUGCAGCCUAUCAUGGUAGUUGUUUUAUCUUUGAUUUAACAUAUGCUUGAUUAUAGAUAUCAAUUUAGUGUGCAAUUUGAAUAAUAUAACCUCUUCUUUUGGGGGUCAGGUUUUAUUGGUCUUACGAAAUUGAGAUGUGUUCUUUGA